CGAUGUCUUGGGAGCAGAUAAAAUCCAAAAUAUCCAUUCCCAUAUUCCUAGUCAUCGCAGCAGCCAUGUACUGGGCGGAUUUGAGCUUGAAUAAAUGUUGAGGAUCAAUGGAGCAGAUAAAAAAUGAAGAGGAGAAAGAGCUCCGGCGAACGAUGGAGAGUGGGAAAGUCAUGUUCGAGAUACCGGUAAAUCUGAAUAUCGAUCAGAAACUUAAAUCGUCGAUAGCACUCCGAGGGGCUUCUGGGGAUCAUCCGGACAGGAGUGAUGAGAUUGCCUCUUUGCGAGGAGAAUCCACGAAGAUUGAAGAAUUAGCGAAGAAAUCCUCUUCGAUUUUUACAAGAACCUCUGCAAAACCAUCGAAACAAAGACUGGGAGAUGUCGGACAGUACGACGAGGAGACUCUCAAGGAAAUCGAGGCGCGAAGGAAGACAAUAUUCGCUUCUCGCAGUGAUUUGUCCCGGGUGUCAUCAGUAUUCUUCAAGGCAAUGAAAAAAGCAAAUGAGAAAGGGUUGAAAAGUCGAAAUUCUAGUCAACCGAGUGCGGAACUGUCCAGAAAAUCCAGCAGCCGAUUGCGACUGUCCGACAACAUUCCCGUGAGGAGCAUGAUCCUGGAAAUACCCCGAAGGGUGGACCUGAACCCGGAAGAGGCGGACGCGUAUGGAGACGUCAUUGAGAGGGUUCUGAAUCAGCUAGAGUUGAUAAGGUACAGAAUCCCCGCGGAGGUUGAUGAGCGGUGGGACGAGGAUGAUCAGGAUUUUGACGAGAAGUAUGAUGUGCCGGAAGAGCCGGCGUACAGCCUACGAGAGUAUCUGGGCCUGCCCCCGCUGAUCCCGAUUGCGGCCGAGAAACUGCAGAGGGAUAGAACAUACAUCUACAACGUCUUAAAGGAGAUGCUGGAUGAGCUGAGGGAGUACCGUCGAUACGACCGCCUGGAGUAUGAGAUAGAAAAAAUAGCGAAAACCACAGAGAACGAGCAUAAUUUAGAAGUCAAUCACGAAAUCUGGACGGAGCAAGUGGAUCAACUCGUCGCAUUAAUCGAAUCCGAGAGACUCGACAGUGAAAUUGAGGUGAGAAAAUGGAUCAGCGGAGUGCAUGAGUCAGCCGCGGACAUAGACGACGCCAUUUUCCUGAGUAAAUCAAAACUGGGAUACGUCAGAGGAUGGGAGAGCGUGCGAUUGGAGGGUCAGAGGUUGCGGCUGGAGAUGCAGGAGCAGAAUUUCCAGGAUCAGCUGAGCGAUUACGAUCGCAAGGAGGGGGCGGAGGAAGUCGUGUCGGAGGAGCUCAGGGCAUACUUGCAGCAGGAAAUCAACAAGAUGGAGGCGGCUUACGGGAAAUGGAUGACUCUGUUCAAUGACGAGAUCGAUCAGCUCGACGAGGAGAUCGAGUACAAGAAGCAGGAUAUUGAGGAGGCUGAGAGGCAGCUGGAGAGGAACACGAAAUUAUCGAGAGAGCGACAGGAGUUCAUUGAUGACUGCGUCACGCGGAGGAAGGUUAUGGCGGAGGAGAAGGCGUACUGGGAUGCGAUCCAUCGCGCAGCCGCAGUCAUUCAGGCCCUGUGGAGGGGGUGUAUGGUGAGGCGACAAUUGGGACCUUAUCGAGGCCUCCGAAAGGCUCUGAAGAAGCGGAAGAAGAUGGCGGCGAAGAGGAGGAAGAAAAUGGAAGCUCGGCGUAGAAGGAUGGAGGAGAAGAAGGCAGCCGAAGAGGCCAAGAAACGGAAAUAA
Molecule: messenger RNA, 1721 nt
Organism: Diachasma alloeum
Lineage: Eukaryota; Metazoa; Arthropoda; Insecta; Hymenoptera; Braconidae
Product: dynein regulatory complex protein 9
Exons: 4
Coding region: 108-1721 (537 amino acids)
Biological process (GO): cilium organization
Cellular component (GO): motile cilium; cytoplasm
Molecular function (GO): protein binding
Source: RefSeq, a predicted model, not a curated record